UUUUAACCAAUUCCUGCAAGAGUACUGCAAAAGAUUCUACACAAUACAAUAAAGUCACAGAGAUUUCACUGCCACGAGAAUCCAGUAGAGAGAGAGAAAUAUGGAGAAGAGCAGGAUUCUUGUGGUAGGGGGAACUGGAUACUUGGGGAGGAGGAUUGUGAGAGCAAGCUUGGAUGAUGGACAUCCUACCCAUGUACUCUACCGGCGGGAGAUUGGUGUGGACAUCGACAAGAUCCAAAUUCUCAUGUCGUUCAAGAAGCAAGGUGCUCACCUUGUCGAGGGCUCCUUCUCUGAUCACCGAAGCCUUGUGGAUGCCGUAAAACAAGUAGAUGCAGUCAUAUGUGCCAUCUCUGGCGUGCACAUCAGGAGCCACCAAAUUCUCCUUCAGCUCAAGCUUGUGGACGCAAUAAAAGAGGCUAGAAACAUCAAGCGCUUCCUGCCCUCAGAGUUUGGGAUGGAUCCUGCAAGGAUGGGUCAUGCAAUAGCCCCCGGAAGAGUGACGUUUGAUGACAAAAUGGUGGUGAGAAAGGCCAUAGAGGAUGCUGCAAUCCCCUUCACCUACGUCUCUGCUAGUUGUUUUGCAGGUUACUUUGUUGGAGGCCUGUGCCAACCAGGGAAUAUUGUUCCAUCUAGAGACAGUGUCUGCCUGCUUGGAGAUGGAAAUGUGAAAGCAAUUUUUGUGGACGAGGAUGACAUAGCAAUGUACACCAUCAAGACAAUCGACGACCCCCGCAUGCUCAACAAAACGCUAUACAUCCGGCCACCAGAAAACAUCCUCUCACAAAGGGAGGUAGUUGAGGCAUGGGAGGAGCUCAUUGGCAAAAAACUAAGCAAGAGCAGUAUUUCAGUGGAUGACUUUCUCACUAACCUCAAAGGUCAAGACUAUGCUUCACAGGUAGGACUUGGGCAUUACUACCAUGUUUUGUAUGAAGGUUGCUUGACAAAUUUCGAGAUAGGAGAUGAAGGGGAAGAGGCUUCUCAGUUGUACCCAGAGGUCACGUACACUCGAGUGAAAGAUUACCUUAAACAAUAUGUGUAACAUGAAGGCUGUCAUGCUAUUGGACAUUAUACCAAAUUGUAAUGAACAGGUCAAGUCAUCAUUGGUAGUGAUCAUGAAUAUGUCUCUUGGAGUUUCCAAGUAUUGUCUACCGAAAUUCCAUGUAGCCUAAUUAAUAGCUAUAUCUUUUGGGAUGGUAGAGUGCAUUAGUAAGGGGACACCAGUUAAGGGACAACAUGUAACUGUAUAAGUCCUUUUAAAGUCAUCUUUAAUGGUUUAAGAAGUGAUGUAAUGAGAAGUAACAUGAUAAUUAUCCUUUUCUCUCCA
Molecule: messenger RNA, 1324 nt
Organism: Phoenix dactylifera (date palm)
Lineage: Eukaryota; Viridiplantae; Streptophyta; Magnoliopsida; Arecales; Arecaceae
Product: bifunctional pinoresinol-lariciresinol reductase-like
Molecular function (GO): oxidoreductase activity
Source: RefSeq, a predicted model, not a curated record